GAUGCUGUUCCAAUCCAGUCUAGCGUGGUGUUAUGCUCCUGUUCAUCCCCAUCAAUGGUGAGGAAUCAAGCAGAUUCCAGCACUCCAUCUGUCAUUUCCACCUGUGGCAACAGACAGGGAUCUAACAUGGAGGGCACUGCAGCUGAAUCAAGAUCUAGUUCAAACUCCUUGCAGCAACAUACAGGACAGCAGCCUCCACAGCCUCGAAAGAAACGACCUGAUGACUUCAAAUUUGGGAAAAUUCUGGGUGAAGGAUCUUUUUCAACGGUUGUCUUGGCUCGAGAAUUGGCAAGUUCUAGAGAAUAUGCCAUUAAAAUUCUAGAAAAACGUCAUAUCAUAAAAGAAAACAAGGUUCCAUAUGUGACACGGGAGAGAGAUGUAAUGUCCCGCCUGGAUCACCCUUUUUUUGUGAAACUCUACUUCACCUUUCAGGAUGAUGAAAAGCUGUAUUUUGGGCUUAGCUAUGCCAAAAAUGGAGAGCUGCUAAAGUAUAUACGCAAAAUUGGCUCAUUUGAUGAGACCUGUACCAGGUUUUAUACUGCUGAAAUUGUAUCAGCCCUGGAGUAUUUGCAUGGGAAAGGAAUAAUUCACAGAGACCUUAAGCCAGAGAACAUCUUGCUAAAUGAAGAUAUGCACAUUCAAAUAACAGACUUUGGAACAGCAAAAGUAUUAUCUGCAGAUAGCAGACAAGCACGGGCAAACUCAUUUGUAGGGACAGCACAGUAUGUUUCUCCAGAACUGCUGACAGAGAAAUCUGCCUGUAAAAGUUCUGACCUCUGGGCUCUGGGAUGUAUAAUAUAUCAGCUUGUAGCUGGAUUGCCUCCAUUUAGAGCUGGAAAUGAGUAUCUUAUAUUCCAGAAGAUAAUAAAGUUGGAAUAUGACUUCCCAGAAAAAUUUUUUCCCAAGGCAAAAGACCUUGUUGAAAAGCUAUUGGUUCUAGAUGCUACCAACAGAUUAGGUUGUGAAGAAAUGGGAGGAUAUGGACCUCUUAAGGCUCACCCUUUCUUCGAAUCCAUUGUGUGGGAGAACCUACAUCUUCAGACACCCCCAAAACUUACAGCAUAUUUGCCUGCUAUGUCAGAGGAUGAUGAAGACUGUUAUGGAAAUUAUGACAAUCUCCUGAGUCAGUUUGGUUGCAUGCAAGUUUCUGGUUCUGCCUCUUCCCAUUCACUGUCUGCCCCAGAGACAAGUACACCGCAGACAUCAGGAGGAAAUAUUGAACAGUAUAUUCAUGAUCUUGACAACAAUUCCUUUGAGCUGGACUUACAGUUUUCUGAAGAUGAAAAGAGGUUACUUCUGGCAAAACAAGCUGGUGGAAAUCCUUGGCAUCAGUUUGUAGAAAAUAACUUAAUCCUAAAAAUGGGUCCAGUGGACAAAAGAAAGGGAUUGUUUGCACGUCGGCGCCAAUUGCUACUCACAGAAGGGCCCCACCUGUAUUAUGUGGAUCCUGUCAACAAAGUUCUAAAAGGAGAAAUUCCAUGGUCUUUAGAGUUGCGGCCAGAAGCGAAGAAUUUUAAGACAUUUUUUGUUCACACACCAAACAGGACAUAUUACCUGAUGGACCCGAGUGGGAAUGCUCAUAAAUGGUGCAAAAAGAUACAUGAAGUUUGGCGGCACAGAUACCACCAGAAUGCUGCUAAAUAGUAAAGCUCAUCCAAAAUUUCCCAGUUUCCCUACUUGCUGCUAGAACUCCGUGUGCAGCCGAUCAGAGGAAUCUUUUCAACCCACCUAUUACCAUCUCAAGGGGAAGCAUAUGUCUGAAAUGUUCUGUGUGUUUGUUUUUUUUUUUUUUAAGAAAGAAAAAGAAAAAGCAAAAAUCUAAUGGAAUUCAGGGUCGCUUUGCUCGCUCUUUGUGCUUCUGUUGAGGCUUCCACAUACAUAUCAUUGCAGUGAAGAUCUUGCUUUUGUGCACUUCAGCUCAAUUUCUGCUGCAGACUAGUGGAUAGACCUUGCAUUACCAGCUUCACUUAAGAUGAGUUAAAACCAAUCCACACGCACACAUGCUGAAUCAUGUACCAGCCUUGCAUUUUACAAGGCUGGAGUUUUCUGUGACUUUCAGAUUAUCAUUAAACUGUAUUUCAUCAGGGAGCUUUUGUAUGCCUCUCCUAAGCACCACCUCUGUCUUCUCUUCCUUUCCUCACAGUCCCCCAGCUUACUGGUACAUGGCAUUUGUAGCCAGGUCAGUUGCACCCUUGUGUAAUUCCUAAUAUAGUUCUGGUUGCAGGAUUUAUGUGGUACUUUAGUAAUUAUGUGAAUGAAUCAGAUCUAUGUAUCUGGCAGACAGGCUCCAAUGAUACAGGUUUUGAGAGAGUAAAAUGCUGAACAUGGCACUGAAAGGUUUCUAAAAUUGAAAUGUUGGCGUCUGAAGCAUAUAAGAUUUUAAACAUUCAAUUUAAAUUUUAAUUUGAAUCAUAGGUGUGUUUAACCAAGGGACAUUAAACUUACCAGCAUGCCUUUAACUAAUGCUAACUAAAAAAUUAACUAGUUAGUAUGGGGG
Molecule: messenger RNA, 2497 nt
Organism: Phaethon lepturus (White-tailed tropicbird)
Lineage: Eukaryota; Metazoa; Chordata; Aves; Phaethontiformes; Phaethontidae
Gene: PDPK1
Product: 3-phosphoinositide dependent protein kinase 1
Exons: 13
Coding region: 55-1644 (529 amino acids)
Biological process (GO): peptidyl-serine phosphorylation; intracellular signal transduction
Molecular function (GO): protein serine/threonine kinase activity; ATP binding
Source: RefSeq, a predicted model, not a curated record